This is a messenger RNA of Yarrowia lipolytica CLIB122, 1479 nucleotides long. RefSeq lists its product as uncharacterized. The record is from RefSeq and is a predicted model, not a curated record. Lineage: Eukaryota; Fungi; Ascomycota; Dipodascomycetes; Dipodascales. Gene Ontology annotation, biological process: glycerophospholipid biosynthetic process. Gene Ontology annotation, cellular component: mitochondrion.
AUGUCUGUCAACCCCCAGGAUCUCGGCGACAAACUGCACAACCUCAAGCUCAAUGAGGACGGCACCCCCACGCGAAAGAUCAUCAAGACCACCAAGGAGGUGAUUGAUCCCGUCACUAAAGAGAAGAAACUCGAGUCGUCCACCGAAGAGGUCAUUUCACACAACCGGUACGCCAACUACGCCUUUGCGUUCGACAUUGACGGCGUGCUGCUCAAGGGCGCAGACGUUAUCCCCCAGGCCCCCGAAGCCAUGCGAAUGCUCAAUGGCGAGAACGAAUACAACAUUCGCGUCCCCUACAUUUUCGUCACCAACGGCUCCGGUCUCACCGAGGAGGUCCGGUGCAAAAACCUGUCGAAAAUGCUCGAAACCGAGGUCAAUCCCGGCCAGUUUAUCCAGGGAUCCACUCCCAUGAGAUCGCUGGUCGAAAAGUAUGAUACGGUGCUCGUGGUCGGUGGCGUAGGAGAGGCGUGCCGAAAGGUGGCCGAGGAAUACGGCUUCAAAAACGUGGUCACCCCCGGAGACAUUCUCAAGUGGAACCCCAACGUGUCGCCGUUCCGAAAGCUCACUGAGGAGGAGUACAAUGCUUCUCGAACGCUGGAUUUCUCCAAGAUUGCCAUUGGCGCCAUUCUGGUGUUUGCCGACUCGCGAGAAUGGGCCUCAGACCAACAGAUCAUCUUGGAGCUCCUCAUGUCCAAGAACGGCGUCAUGGGCACCGAGUCCAAGCAAUUCAACGAGGGCCCCGACAUUUUUUUUGCCCACGACGACUUUGUGUGGUCCACCAAUUACAAUCUGUCGCGGUACGGCAUGGGAGCUCUGCAGGUCUGCAUUUCCGCUCUCUACCAGGCCCACACUGGCAAGGAGCUCAACGUGACUAAGUUUGGAAAGCCCAACAAAGAGACCUUCAAUUUUGCCAACAGCAUUCUCAAGAGCUGGCGUCAGGACGCCUACGAGACGCACUUUUGCAAUGACAAGGAUUGCGAAGAUGAGGACCACGCCAAGAACGGCAAAAAGGAGGAGUCUGCCAGUGACAAGAAGCUCAGAGAGGCCGAAAACAAUGAGGAUACAGUAGUGGCCAAGGCCGAGGAGACUACCAAUGCUGACGGCUCCAAAACCGAGGUCUUUGACCUGCUUCCUGCCGCCCAGACCGUUUACUUUGUUGGAGACACCCCCGAGUCGGAUAUCCGAUUCGCAAACACCUUUGACAAGACGUGGUACUCGAUCCUGGUCAAGACCGGAGUGUACCAGGACGGCACCGAACCCGCCUACAAGCCCAAGAAGAUUGUGGACAACGUUCUGGAAGCGGUCAAGUUCGCCAUUCACCGGGAGCAUGAGAAGGAGCUGGAGCUCAGAGAGCAGGCACGAUCUGCUGUGGCCAGUGGAUCUGCUACCCCAGGAACUAAGGGUGGGUCCAAGACUCCCGUCGAAAGUUUGCAUCCUCAUGAGCUGCAGCAGUUGGUCAUGACCCAGGCUCAUGACUAA